CAACAACUGGGCCAUCAUGCCUUCAGCGACUGGUCCGUUCGGUGGCAAUAUGAACACUCCGCCGUUCAACCCAUUCAUGGUCAACGGAUUCGGGAUGGGCAUGCCCGGCAUCAUGCCGCCACAAGGCCUUCCUGUCAAUGCUCCGUUUCCUAAUAUGUCUAGGGCUAGCAACUACGCUGGCGGGAUGCCGUCUGCCCAUGGUACUCCGGCUCUGUAUGCGCCGGCUCCGCAGCGUGUGGCGCACUUCGUGCCGGGACCCUCCUUCACCCAGACGCCUGAGGCCGCUACUCCACCCAAGACGCUGAGUGCCGUGCCCACCGGCACCGGGAGGCCCAACACUCUGAAGGUCGUGAAGCAGCGCACUGCUCCCUCAACGCGCGCCGCUUCCGCCGGACCCUCCGCAUCCGCGACCGGCAGCAGCAGCCUUCGCUCAAAGAAAGGGAAAGGCAAGGCGAAAGAAGAGCAGCAGCCAGGCCCCUCCACCGACGUCAAAAACUCCACCGCCAUCCAGCACAUCGAGGCUCUGCAGUCCAGCGCGCUCCCCUCCGUCCGUGUCCGCAUCGACGCCCGCUUCACCAGGCACAACGCCGAGAAAGCGAACUUCAUCCAGAACCGCGAGAACUUGCUCAGCAGGCUCGACGGGGCGCUCACGCAGGUGCGCGCCGAGGAGAAAGAGAUGGUCGGCUGGCAGGACCGCGCCAUCGCCAGCCUGACGGUGGCGACGACGCGCACGGGCGGCGACAAGGACAAGGCGCUCAAGAACGCGGCCGAGUGCAUGAAGAAGGCGAGCUACCACUCCGAGGAGGCGCGGCGCAAGUGCGAUGUCGCGAAUGCGUAUCGCGCGGCAUUGGACGAUCUGGGGUUUAGGGCGAUGACGGGGCUGGAGCGCUUCUAUCGCGGCGUGUUUCAGGAGGUGCGGACCCCGUCUGGGGCGGCGGCGAGGAUGAGUGAGCAGGAGGAGAAGGAGGUGAGGGCGUUCUCGGAGUGGCGUCUGGCGGAGAAAGACGAGGAGGAUGGAGAGCGGGCUCAGGGCACGGAGGACGUCCAGAAGACGGAGCAGGCUGGCGUGAGCAAGAACAAGACCGGCGAUGGAGCGAAGGAGAUGCAGGCCGGAGCAAAGAAAGAUGAGGGCGAGAAAGGACCAAAGAUGACCACCGAGCAUAAGGGCAAGACUGUUGCCACCGGCGCAGACAUCAAGAAAGCGGACGGAGCAACCAACAAGGACGAGCAGAAGUUCACCGACAAAGCCACCGCCACCCAGAAGGGCCGGAAGGAGGACAAGAACGACGAGAAGCAGGACAAGAACCAGCAGGGAGACGGCGGCCCCAAGAAGAAGAACAAGUCCAAGAACAAAGGCAGCAUGAAGAACAAGGACAACGUCGACUCCGGUGCCUCGUCAACUGCUCCCAAGGCCGACGGCGCCAAGGACAUCAAGACCUCUUCGGCCACCGCAAAGGGCGACACCAUCAUGGACUGGAGCCAGAUUGGCAGAUUCUGAGAACUGGCGCAGUCCCCCCGGACAGCAUCUACCCUGGGCAACAGCGUCUAGCGUGGGUGCUGAGGGGUGUUCACGGCGAGGGUCUAUUACCGUUCCGACGUUAACGCAUCUUCCUGGAUGAUGUCGCAGAGCAUAGCCAUAGUCUGUUGACGGUAUACCGGCGCUA
Trematosphaeria pertusa is the source of this 1664-nucleotide messenger RNA. RefSeq lists its product as uncharacterized. The record is from RefSeq and is a predicted model, not a curated record. NCBI's taxonomy places the organism in Eukaryota, Fungi, Ascomycota, Dothideomycetes, Pleosporales, Trematosphaeriaceae. The coding region runs from base 17 to 1498 and encodes 493 amino acids. The transcript has a single exon.